Chrysochloris asiatica (Cape golden mole) is the source of this 1383-nucleotide messenger RNA. RefSeq names its product zinc finger protein 662 (gene ZNF662). The transcript has 4 exons. Gene Ontology annotation, biological process: regulation of transcription by RNA polymerase II. The record is from RefSeq and is a predicted model, not a curated record. The coding region runs from base 1 to 1383 and encodes 460 amino acids. Gene Ontology annotation, molecular function: RNA polymerase II cis-regulatory region sequence-specific DNA binding; DNA-binding transcription factor activity. Lineage: Eukaryota; Metazoa; Chordata; Mammalia; Afrosoricida; Chrysochloridae.
AUGGCGUCCGCGGCCCUGGCAUGUGGGGUCCACCUUGGCUCUGCUCGCAAGCUGCUGCCCAGACGAGCCGCGCCGUCCCGGGCGCGCCGGGAGCCAGUUACCUUUGAGGAUGUAGCGGUCUACUUCUCUGAGAACGAAUGGAGCAGCCUAGCCCCUGCCCAGAGGGCUCUGUAUAGGGAUGUGAUGCUGGAAAAUUAUGGGGCUGUGGCUUCCCUAGCAUUUUCAUUUCCCAAACCAGCUCUGAUUUCCCAGCUGGAGCGAGGAGAAGCACCCUGGAGCUUGGCUCCUCAGGGAGCUCUGGAUGGAGAGGGCUCAAGGGGCAUCUCCACAGAGGGUGUGUCGAAGAGUGAAAAAGAGGAUUUUAUUCUGAAACAGGAAUUUUUUCAGGAAGCACAUGACCAUUUGGUGCUAUCAGGUGAACCCCAGUGGUAUGGCUCCCAGGAAUUCUGGUUUGGAAAAACCUAUGAAGUGGAGAAAAAUAGACUAGGAUGCUGGCCCAAUGGGGAAAGCAUGGAUAGUACUGCAGAUGAUAUUGUAGAAGUGAUUGUCAAGGAUGAGAUGAUCUCAGUAGAAGAGAGUUCAGACAGUACUGACCUCAAUACCCACCGUACCAUACAUCAGAAAAUUCUAAGUGAGCAACUAUUCUAUAUAUGUGAAGAAUGUGGCAAGUGUUUUUAUCAAAAUGAGGACUUUGAGCAACACCAGAGAACUCAUAAUAAAGAAAAAGUCUAUGGAUGUAAGGAGUGUGGGAAGGCUUUCCGUUUUAGAUCACACUAUAUUGCACAUCAGAGAAUUCACACUAGAGUGAAACCUUAUGAAUGUCAAGAAUGUGCUAAAGCUUUUGUCUGGAAAUCAAACCUGAUUAGGCACCAGAGAAUACAUACUGGAGAGAAACCUUUCCAAUGUAAGGAAUGUGGGAAGGGCUUUAGUCAGAAUACAAGUCUUAUACAACAUCAACGGAUCCACACUGGGGAGAAACCAUACACAUGCAAAGAAUGUGGGAAAAGCUUUACCCGGAACCGUGCUCUUCUUCGACACCAAAGAAUUCACACUGGAGAAAAACCUUAUGAAUGUAAGGUCUGUGGGAAAGGCUUCAUAUGGAACUCAGACCUUGCUCAGCACCACAGAGUCCACACCGGGGAGAAGCCUCAUGAAUGUACUGUGUGUGGGAAAAGUUUCAUUUGCAAGGCACAUCUAAUCCGACAUCAGAGAAUUCAUACUGGGGAAAGACCCUAUAAAUGUAAUGAUUGUGGGAAGGCCUUCAGUCAGAAUUCUGUUUUAAUUAAACACCAGAGACGCCAUACUAGAGAGAAACCCUGUAACUGUCAAAUCUCUUACCUUCUUGAACAUAUAAAGAAUGCUAAUGGUGGUACUUGUUUAUAA